GAACUUAAGUACUUUAAAAAAAAAAAAUUCAGAGUUGCGACUUGCUUUUAGUAACAGAUCACUUUCUCUCUCAGUUCCUUGAGUAAAACACAAAUGUAGAGCUUGAAAGUAAAGAAUGGAGUUGGUAGGUAGAACUGCUGGCAGGAAUUGCCAUUUCUAGAAGUAUUUUGGACUAUAUACCUAGAGAAUUCUCCAAGUAUGUAACACUUAAAAUGCUUAGGAAUAGUGUCAAAUGUCUUCUUAAAUGUAUUCCUGGGCUUGUGGAAAGAUGAAGCAAACUUACCAAGGGCAGAGGCAGAAUUGUGCAGAUCCAAAGACAUCAGAGUUGUUCCCCCAAGGGCAUUCGCUGACUUUGCACUGGAAAGGCAUUUGGUUGCCCUGAAUUUUGGGGGUCCUGGAGGUAGGGGAAGACUGGGAGAUAAAACUAGAAGGCAAGCACUGUGUUUAGAAGGAAAAAUAACCCCACAGAGUGGGACAUACGGUUACUUACUUAUCUGAUUGUUAGCUCUGAAUAUAGUGGAAUAAAAAAAAAAAAUCCUCCUGAGAAUUACUACUAUUUUCUGUUGAAUAAUUGACAUAUAGUAUUAGUUUCAGGUGUAUAAUAUAGUCAAUAUUUUAUAUACAUUAUGAAAUGGUCACCACAAUAAGUCUAGUUACCAUCUAUCACUAUACAAAGUUGUUACUAUAUUAUUGAUUGUAUUCCUUUUAAGUUGUCUUAUUUUUAUAUAACAAAGAUUGUUAAUUAAUCUCUUCAUCUCCUUCAUUUGUUUUUUCCAUUCCCCCUCUUCCCUCGGCCAAAAAUCAGUAAUUUCUAGAGAAGGUUAUGGGGGGUAGAUAAAGUAGAAAAAAGGAAUGUAAAAAAAAAAAAUAAAGAUAUGUUACAGGUCGAAAACAACCCUGAAAUUCUGGUUUAAAAAUACAGAUUAGUUCUUCUUGCUACUUACCCAGUCUAGGCUGUGAUCCUUGGGUACCUAGGCUGCUGGAGUCUUCACUUGAGUACAUUGUCCUGUGAUUGCCACCUAGGUAAAGGGAACUGGCUGUUAAAAGUUCUUCCAAAAAGCCACAGAUAUUUGUUCGGCUCACAUUUUCAUUGGACAAAGGCCAUUAAGAGGCCACACCUUCCAUCAGAGGGAAGGAGCAAAUGCAGUUAUGCCGCGGGCUUGCAGGAGAACUGUAGUGUUCAUGAACUGCCAGGAUGCCUACCGCCAGGCCAUUACCAGAAUGGGGCAAAGAUUUAAAUGAUGAUGAGAGUAUUAUAGGGCCCUCUGUGUCAGCUGCUGCACUACUGCUGCUGUCAUGCCCAGUGCCUUGCUCGCUGGGCUCUGCGGCCACUGAGCCACCACACGCCAUGCCUGCCCUCUUGUCUCAGCCCACGCGGCUGCCUUCGCCGCUGCAGCCCAUGCACCCCAGGCCAUACAUGCGGCCCUUUGUGCGGCUCCGGGUGGCAAGGGCCCAUGCUGCCUACGGUCUCCUGCGCUCUCCUGGGCCCUGCGGCUGCAGCACACUGCACACCCAGGGGCACAGAGCUUUUGUUGAAUUGCUGAAUGAUGACAUUGAGGAGGAAAUGGAGAUACCAAAGCGUAAUUACCUCCCCAAGAGUUCUGGAAGUUGGGAGCUGGAAGUAGAUGGGUCAGAAGCCAAGUUAGUGCAGAAAGUUGCCGGAGAGAAGAUCACUGUGGCUUUCAACAUUGACAAUAGUAUCCUGCCAACAUUGGAUGGGGAGGAGGAGCUCUCCAAGGGCAGAAGGUUGAAGAACAGCCUAUUGACAUCCAUUCCCGGUUUUGUGGUUGAAGUUUUGAGGACUUGUAGCAAGAAGCCCCCGGUGCUGGACUGUCCCUGUCCAGAAGAUGAGACUAGGCAAGAAGAGGAGGUCCCGAGUGACACUGUCUCCAUCAGGGAAGUGAGCUUUCAGUCUGUUGAGUCUGAGUGGAAGGAUCUGAAUUACACAGUCAACACUGAUCCCCUGGACUGGGCCUUAUAUGACUACCUGAUGGAUUUCCCGGCAGAUGGAUGGGGGGGUAACACUUCUGCAGAUGAGUUGGUAGAGCUCCGCACAGACCUGGAGCACUGGGAAUACAUUCCUUUAAUCUUCGAUCACAAACAUUUUGUCAGAAGCCAGUAGAGCAGCAAGACCUCGAACACCUUAAUUCUAUGGCAAGCUUUGGCCAGGGAACAGCCUACUCUGAGCCAGGCAUACACAUAUGUUGAAAUGGUUUUCAUCCUAAUAUCAUGGAAAAUUUUCAAACUUAAAUUAUUUCCAUUGCCCUCUAAUUUACUAUUCAUUUAUUUCUUUUCUACAACUCAAAUAUUUUGUUCCUAGAUUUUUGUGUGACAUAGGGACAAUAAAAUUGGCUUAUCUCCUCCCUAAACAAAAAAAAUUUAUGAACAACUUUAUGGUAGUAAAGCUUAAAUUCUUAAAAGUUGUGAAUGUGUAGGUUUCUACAACUACAUAAAUGAUCAAAAUGGACUCUUAGGAGAAAAAAAAGAGCUGUUAAUUUUCUUAGAACACCGAAGACAAUUAUUCAUUAGUUCUUAAAGGAGUCAUUUCCCAUUUUACACAAAGAAUAUGACUGUACCAGAAUGUGAUGGUACCAGAAUCCAUCAAGGAUAGAAUAAGAAAAAAUAGUUUAACUUACAAAUAGAGAAGCAAAAAUCUCAAGAAAAAGAAACAGUAGUCUGUUGAAUCUAAUACAUAAAAUACGUAAUACACCAUGACCAAAUAGAAUUUAUUCAAGGAAUGAGAGAUUGAACAUUAGAAAAAAGUUAACAUCUCCUGUUUUAUUUAUUUUUUUACAUAGCCCAUUUUAAAGGAGAACUGGAUGAUCCUCUCAGUAGAGGAAAAAGCAUUAAAUUCCACAGUAAUCUGAUUAAAAAAAAAAAAAACUCUUAGCAAAUUAGGAGUAGAAAAUACCUACCUUUUAAAAUUACAUGAAAGACAAGUGAAAAUGUGCAGCAAGUUCAGAACCAAGUCAAGGGUACCUACUCACACUGCUACUCAACAUUGUUCUGCAAGUUCUAGGUGGAGCAGUAAGGUAAAACAAAAGAAAGAAGGAAAACUAUCAUAUAUAGGUUUUAUGCAAGUAUGCAGUGAAAACCACAAAAUACUCCACAUAAGCUUUCUGAUGAAUUAAUCUGGAAAUUUGUUAGGCUUGCUAGUUACAAGAUUCUGUAACAAAAAUCUGUUGCAUUUCCAUACACUAACAAUGAACAGAAAAAUGCAAUUAAAAAUCGAUAUUUAUAGUAGCAUCAAAAAAGCAAGUAACAUAGCAAUAAAUUAACAAGACAUGUAAGGCCUAUUUUUAGAAAGUUUAAAAUUUUAUUUGAAAAUAUUGGAGUUGGAUUAGAUGGACAGAUACACUGUAUAUAUAUUAAUGAGCAUGAAGACCUACUAUAAAAAUGUCAUUCUUCACAUUGAUAAACAUAUUGAGCAUCAUUCCAUUCAAAAUCCCAGUACUGUCUAUAGCAAAUUCCAAGUUGCCUUUAAAAUUUAGGUGAAAAAAGAAAUGGCCAAGAAUAGCUAAGAAACUCCUAAAGAAAUUCAACAAAAUGGAAAAAACUUGCCCUAUCAGAUACCAAGACUUAACACAAAGUUAUAAUAGUUCAUGAAAACAUUGUAUAGAAUAUUAUUUAGAGGGGCACCUCGGUGGCUCAGUGGGUUAG
Messenger RNA from Mustela erminea (ermine), 3660 nucleotides. RefSeq names its product complement component 1 Q subcomponent-binding protein, mitochondrial-like. Gene Ontology annotation, biological process: cytosolic ribosome assembly. Gene Ontology annotation, cellular component: mitochondrial matrix. NCBI's taxonomy places the organism in Eukaryota, Metazoa, Chordata, Mammalia, Carnivora, Mustelidae. The record is from RefSeq and is a predicted model, not a curated record.